GAUAAUCAGUCCACGAGCGCAGCUUAGAAGAAUAUAUUGCUGUUAUGUCUGAGAAGCAUUUUAGCAUUGAUUUUAACACCGCUGAGUUAGUCAGCUAUUUAGCAGAGGAUUUCGGGAAGAGAGUGUUAUCAUAUAUUGAAAAUAAUGAGAUUGACGGCAAAUCUUUCCUUUCUCUUACCUGCGAACGUUUGAAGGAUUCGAAUCUUGCAGCCAAGUUUCAGAAAGACUUGCUUGAUAAAGUAACUGAGGUGAAGAGUAGUCUUCCUUUGUCAACGUGCUCUAAACCAUCGGAGGCUAUGGAAGUUGCAAAGCCUGCUGCAAGAAACGUAUUGCAUAUUAUAUUUCAAACGAUUCUUCCUGCUCAUUUGUGGGGAUGGAUAGGAGGAGAUGUCUGUGUUAAGUUUUUAGAAUCUAAAAUGUAUCACCCUCUAGAAAUUAAAAGUGAACCUACAUAUUCAGGAUACAUUCUUUUUCAAGGAAAGGUUUCAGUUUCUAUUGAUACAAUCAAAAAAUGCAAAUUUUGCUUGCUUUAUAAAUAUCAUGUGUCAUCUCUUCUUCUUUCUGAUCCAAAAUAUCAUUGGGAAGAUUUACACUACUUUGAUGAUGCUGUUUCUCGUGUUCUAAAAAUUCCAGAGAAUUUCUUGUAUCCUGAAACUACAUUUCGCCAAUAUGAUGUACCAAUAUACCCUAGAGAAAAGAUCAUUCAUGAAGUGGAGAACCGCCUUGAUGCUGUUGAACAACAUUUGAAAGAAAAAUUUCCUGGCACAUCAACUUAUACACUAGAACCAAAAUUUCCUGCUACUGAUUGUGAUAUGAGGAAUAUAAGCCUAAGGCUUCACUUACAUAAGUUUAAGUGUGAGUUAUUAAAAUGCUCAUUUGCUCUUAGUUCAUCAUUAAUCAAAGAAUUAUAUGAGAAAAUUAAGCUUGUUUAUAAGCAGUUAUAUGACAUAACAGCUCAAGUGGAAAUUGUGGAAUAUGUUUAUGCAAAAAACAAGUCAUUUGUUGCUGAUGGAAAUUUCAUAGAGUGCUUGUCUGACUGGAUAGUUGAUUUGGCAAAAAAAUUGGAGUCCAAGUCUUUAUCAAAUCAUCAGUCUAUUAUUCCUGGCGCAGUUUUUUGUUUGUUACUUUCUGAUUUUGAUAUUGUAGAAAAUUUACCACAAGAUACAUUAAAGUUAUUAAUGAAGUUUCUGUACCUUAAGCCUGAUGAAGAAGGCAACUCUGCUUACAGAAAUCUAUUGAGUUGUUUGUCAAAUAUUGAUUUGAAGAAAGAAUUGCAUAGAUCAGUUGAAAGGCUAUGCCGUCAGUUCAUUAAGCUGAUUCAAGGGAAGAGUAUUGACUGGCUACGAAAUACUCCCCUCCCACUUUACCAUUUUUUACGAGGAAUAAGUGAACCAUUUGUGCCUAUUGAAAUGAAUCUUGAGAUGGAGUGGACUUUUUGGCAAACUAUUAAAGAUAAUAAGCGUAGUUUUCACAAAUAUUUGCAGGAGAAAGAUUCCAGGUUUAAAGAUAUUUACUUGUCUCUUGAAGAUCUAAUGAAAUUUGAUCCAGUUCUGAUGAAAGUUGUUCUUUACUUAUGUCCUGAAGAUCAGUUGCACACUAUCAUUCCUCUUGCACCUCCAUUUUUGAUUACUUCAUAUUUGAUUCAUAUUUACAAAGACAAAGGAAUCAAGGAAAAUGUGGCUUCACUUUUGAAUCUUUGCAUCAAAAACUUGGAAAUAUCUUUAAGUCAGCUGGAAAAGGAGGAAUGGAGAACAAAUGCUGAUAAAUUGUAUCAAAUUUCAGUGAAGUUGAUAGAGAUAGUUUUUAAAAAAAUUCAGUCAACUGAAAAGCAUCAUCAGACAGUUCUUUUUGCUAUUAUUAAUUAUUACCUAUACCUUGUUUCUAAAAUGUAUGAAAAUGAAGAAGAGCCAGAUACAAAGAGUCACAUCAAAAAAAUGCUGGACAUCUUGAUCUCAUGGUUUAAUCAUCAUCAUGUUAUUGGUGGAUCUAGUUUUGGGGGGGCUACAGGUAUUAAGCAGCAAAAAGUUAAGGAAGAGCUUCAGAUUUGGAUAUCGUUAUAUGAGUGUGUGAAAUGUCCUGAAUGCAUUUCAGAUUUAUGGACCCGCCAGCUUAAAGCUCUUUUAGAAGCAAGGACCGAGGAGGUAUCUUCAAACAAAUCAAAAGUCGCUGUUUUUUUAGAAGUAGUUAAACAUGAAAAUUGUCCUGAAGGAAUAGUGGAUAUUUUUAUUGUCACAGCAUUAAAUGGAUUAGCAUCACUUAAAGGAAAUGAGGCUCAAGAUGCUGUAGCAACAUUAAUGAAACAAAAAAAAUAUGUUGCUAAAAUUGGAAAACUUCUUUCUCAGUUCAUUAUGAAGCGACAUGGUGGUCCAUUUGUUCGAAGUGAACUGACUACUGAUGAAUUAUUAAACUGGGAAGUGUGGCCCAACUUUAUUGAACUGUCAGUUCAAAAUGAUCCUGUUAUUGCAGAAAUGACUGGAGAGUCAGUGGCUCUUAUUAAAUGGGCACAUAGCAAAAUAAUUGAUAUUGAAAGUAGUUUAAAAAAUGGCAGCAUUACACUAAACGAACUUAGUCAAUUAGUCAAUGAAAAAGAGAAAACUCAACGUUUAUGGAAAGCUUCUGGUGUUUCAGUUGAUAACAUAUGCUCAUUAGAGACUGUGAUUGUUGCAUUAAAAGAGUAUGUAGAUGUUGUGUCAACAUUAUUUCACAGUUUGCGUCCAUGCUUUAAAGGCUAUGAAAAAAUGAGAGAAGAUUUGUCACGAGAUAGAAACUCUCUUGCAAUAAAUGAAAUUUGUCCAACUUGGGCUACUGGAAAUCGCUGUAUUUUUUUAUUAAGCUCUGAGCUGGGGAAAGAUAGUGCUUUAAUGCAAAAUAUAAAUACUUUUUAUGUGAUGAUUAAGUGUGAAAUUUUUAGAACAAUUUGGUGGACCUAUCAGGAGAAACUAACAGAUAAUAAUUUAUCACAGCAGCAGUUUGUUGAUCUUGUUUGGUCACCAGCAAUUGAUGACAGCCUCAGUUUAAUCAAUAAAUGCUAUGAUGGGUCAGCAAUUGUUUCUGAUGUAGUCAUUUAUUUCCCAAGCUUUGACCAAGAAACAAUCCAAGAUUAUUUAAUGGCUUUGCAGAAAGCAUUGAGCAAUUGCUCUAAAUAUUCUGCAAGGAUCCCUGCAAGAAAUACUUGGAUUCGCGGUGUUUCUAAAAAAAUUAGCACUUACCAGCGUUUCAGGCACUAUCAAGAAACUGCAGCUAACCUACUGAAGUUGAAGGAUUGCUUGCAAUGGACAGGAAGCUUUCAUUUAUUGGAAUCUAUUGCUGAACAGAAUACAUAUAUUUCUACACUAAAUGAUGUAAAUGAGUAUGUUUUAAGCACUUGUGAGAAGUUGAAAGUAGUAUCUGCUGAAGAUAAAAAGAAUUGUUUACAUGAUCUAGUUGAAUCAUGGGAAAUUGUUCAAUGGAUAGCACAAGGCUUCACUGAUCUUCCUGACUUGCAAACUUUUAUUGAUGUGGCAUACACUUCUGGUACCAUUGCUGAUGAUGACCUUAAUAUUAAAAAGUUAAAUGCUCUCAGAUAUGUGGGCAACUCUGUUGCAAAUUUUAUUCCUGUGAUAAAAAAUAAUAGCCAAUCAAUACAGCAAUCAUUAGGUAGUGGUGGGGAUAACAACAGUGAUGAUCAGUCUAUGAAGCUUAUUCAGUUAUGUCAUAAUCUUUGGAUUUUUUUGGAAAGGAAAAAAGAGCUCCCUUCUCUCAUUAAAGAUUGUACUCAAAAUUUACAAUGGUUUAAAAAUAUUAAAGAUACACAUGGAGCUGUUGAAGUCAAUACUUUGGAAGAGUUGAAAAUUAUUCUUGCUAAAGGGGAGUUUUUUGUUGGGUGUGAAGUCAAGGAAGCUUGUUAUCAAAUAUCAGAUGUAGUAUAUUUACAAGUUGAUUCUGGUGGUUUUACAAAGCAAUAUGAUCUCGAGCAACUACAAGAUCUUGAGAGUCGUCUAGUGCUAUUUGCUGGGCAAUGUGCGGAAGUAUCAGAUGUACAGAGAUUUUUGAAUGUUUUCCAUACUAUUUGUAUAAUUGCUGAUAUGCUUAUUAAACUCCAUGAACUUGGUUGUGUUCAGUAUAUUGGUUGGCAGAGAAACUUUUCAUUCAGUCAAAGUGAGCUAACUUUAUUAGAGACAGAUCAGAGAUAUAUGUCUCAACAAUUGUCUCGCUGGAGUGAAGCUGUAGAUGCUGCUCGCAACCAGUAUCAUGUUCUUAAUAGUUUUACAAUGAAACAACUAUUGCACCUACGUAAAGAAUUGCAUCCUGUGUUUUCAGAUGAAGAUAUUUCCUUUUCAGUGACAAAGCAAACUUGUGCUCUUCUACAAUGCAUUCAUCCUUGUGUUGACCCUCAAGAUAUGAAUAACAUUUUAAAAGAAGCUUGGAAGCAAUCAGAUUGUCAUAUUAGUGAUGUCAGUGAAACAUCAAUUAUUAAUGCUGGGGAUUCAGUUAACAUUGAAUCUGAAGCUAGUGAUGUUACAGUUGAUGAGUUGGAAAAGGAGCUUUCUGAUGAUCAGCGACUUAUUUAUGUUGAACUUACAGAAAUUAAUGGGCUUGAUGAACUGUGGAGUUUAGCUGAAAUUAUAAGCAGGAAACAAAAUUCUACAGCUAUAAUGACUGAUGACAUUCUGAAACAUUUUGCUAGUCUUGAAGAUGAAGACCAGAAGCCAAAUACGGAUGAACUUAUGAAAAUUAUUUUAAGUAAUCGUAAAACUCAAGAAGAGCCAACAAGUGUUCAAAAGAUUUCAUCCGACACAGCUAAGAGAGAUAGUACUAUUGCUGAUCCAAAACAUUUAGAAAUGUUAGAUUUGGAAAUUCAUGGAUAUUUAAGUCUCACUAAUUUAAUGCAUGUUCUCACUAAUUAUAAUAUGAAUGCACAUCAAAAAAUAGAGCUUAUACCACGAAAUAGGCACUUAAGUGCAAUUGACUUUUAUCCUGGAUUUCCUAAUUUGUAUGUCACAUCAAGUGCUGAAAUCCUACAAACAGUGCUUAUGAUUUAUUCCAAAGACAAAGAAAUGCCUCUUCCAACUCAAGAAGAAGUAUUAAUUUGUAAUGAAAAGACAACUGCUGAAGAGGUAAUUUUGUUAUGGCGCAGGGCUAUUUUUGAUCCUGGACAUAAAAGAAUUUUUUGCUUAGUUCAUGGUGAAAAACUAUCAUACUCUACAUGUGAAGAAUCAUUGAGAGAACUUAACAGAUUGAAGCAGGGGAAAAAAGGCUAUCGUCUUGUAUUGUUAUGUAGUAAUAAUGAAGAUUCUCUUCAUUUUAUUACUGCAUUACAUUCUUACAAAAGGAGUAAUCCUGAUAUAUCAGGACCUAUUCUAAAAGAAUAUCUACUACAUCACCUUAUUAAGCCAAAGCAUACAAGUAUUGGUACAAUUUCUUCUGCUAUACAAGCAUCUUCUGUAGAUCCACAUUGUUCCUAUGUCCGUAUUGUUCAAUCUAAAAAUCCUGGGAAUGGAAAGUCAUUAUAUAUUCAGCGUUUAGGAGAAAGGCUGAUGAACUCAUUAAAUAUUGAAAUACCAAUAAUAAGAAUCCCUAUUCAUGGACCUGAUGUUCCUUAUAAUAAUAUUUUAAAUAAGCUUAGUGAUCUGACACAAGAUGAUACAAAAAUUAUUCACUUUGAUAUUGCAUCCACAAUGCUGAAAAAAGUGGAAAGUUUUUUGUUUUAUGUUCUUGUUUUGGGCUAUUUGAAAGAUCUUAGAGGAAAUACGUGGAGAAGGCAAAUUUCACAAAUGUAUACUAUUGAAGUUACUCUAUCUGACCGCCAAAAUCAUGAAGCUACUUACAAUUUGUUGCAUUUAUUUCCAAAAGCAUCGUGUUCAUCACCAAGUAAAUGUCGCUAUAGUAACAAGUCCAAUGCAUAUGAUGAAAAUACUGAGAUGGAUGAAAAUACUGGGAUGGAUGAAAAGAAACUUCAUUCCAAUGAAUAUCAGAGGGUUUAUCAGUAUUUGAAUCGGUAUCAGAGCAAUGAAAAUUUAGAUUCAUAUUCCUUUAAUAAGUAUGAUGUAAUGAAAAAUCCAAAAAGAUUCAUUCAAGUGAUAUUAAAUUCUGUUAGUAUAUUAAAGUCUUGGUCUGAAUUUGACAGUUUUGUGAAAUUUCUAAAUAUGCAACUACAAGCAGUUGAGAACUCAAUUUUUUGUGUAGCAUUGAGUUCUGGCUUUAAAAGUUUUGUCGUUAAAAUGAUGAUAGAAAUGUCUAAGGAAUUUACAGCUUCAAACAGUGCCUCUCCACUAAUUUCUCACCCUUGGAAUGAAAGUUGUCACCCUUACCUCUUUUUCAACAAAGAUCAAACAACAUUUACCUUUAUUGGAUUUUGCAUCAGUAAAGAGUGUCAUGCUAUUGAUCCUAGAACUGGGUCGUUAAUAUUACCUGAUGUAAUGUCUAAUGAAUUAAGGCAGCUAUUAAUUGUUCAACGCCUUGACAUGACUGAAAAUUAUUACAGAUGGAAUAAAGAUGUUCUUUUGCAAAAACUAGCCACAGUUAUUGGACUGAAAGACUACUACGAUCCAGAUCCAUCUUAUGUCAUUACUGUUGACAAUAUUAUGAAGAUGAUGGCAAUUUUAAUGCGCUUCCGUUCUGGCAUUCCUGUUGUUAUUAUGGGUGAAACUGGCUGUGGAAAGACAAGGUUACUUAAAUAUUUGUGCAAAAUAGCUUCACAAGAUGAUGAACAUGAAAAUGAUGUAGACUCAUGUAUUGUUGUACUGAAAGUUCAUGGUGGAACAACAAGUGAUGACAUUGAAAAAGCUGUGAGAAAAGCUGAAGAUUUAGCAGAAAAAACAUGUUUAAGAAGACUAGUAGCUUGUGACAGUAAAGAAUCUGUUCCUGUGUUUGGAACUGUAUUAUUCUUUGAUGAAGCCAACACAUCUGAGCAUAUCAACCUUAUUAAGGAAAUUAUGUGUGAUGGCUCUAUUUUUGGUAGAAAAAUUCACCGAGAUCUUAGAGUUGUGGCUGCAUGCAAUCCAUACAGAAAGCAUAGUAAAGUAAUGAUUAAGAGACUGGAAUCUGCUGGACUAGGAUUUUCCACCAAGUCUUCUCAAGCAUCACAUAUACUUGAACAAAUCCCUUUAAGGCAUUUGGUUUAUAGAGUUAAUGAAUUACCUCUUAGCAUGAAAUCUUUAAUAUUUGAUUUUGGUGGAAUACAGGAAAGUGCUGAACAACAAUACAUAAAGCAAAUUGUUGAGAUCAAAAUACAGCAUAGCUUGAAAAAGUAUGUAGAUUCAAUUAGUGAUGUUUUAUCAUGGUCUCAGAAUUUUAUGAGGAAUAAAGAGAGUGAAUGUAGCUUUGUUAGUCUACGAGAUAUUGAUAGAGCUGUGACUGUCUUUAUUUUUUUUCAUGAGUUACUAAAUGGUAGUGUUCUUACAAAGGAGAUUAAUUUGAAAGUGAAAAACCAUGAGCCUAUUGAAAAUAAAGUAACUAGAGCUCUUAUUUUUACAUUGGGUGUUUGUUAUCAUGCAAGGCUGGAGUCAAGAGAGGAAUUUGAAGAAAAUGUUUUACUUGUUUUUAAAAAGCCUAUUCAUGUAAAACAAAGUAAUGGAAAACAAAGUAAUGGUUCAGUAUUUCGUGAUGAAAUAAAAUGCUGCCAAGAGGUAUUUUUGGACAAUAUGAAAUUAGGAAGGAAUAUUGCCAGAAAUAAUGCUCUUCGAGAGAAUGUUUUUAUGAUGGUAGUUUGCAUUUCAUUACGAAUUCCACUAUUUCUUGUUGGUAAACCGGGAAGUUCAAAGUCAUUGGCAAAGUCUGUUAUUCUCAACUCAUUGAAAGGGCAAAAUUCAGAAUCUGAAUUCCUUAAAACUCUUAAAGAAGUUCAACUUUUUUCUUAUCAGUGCUCUCAGCUAUCAACAUCAGAAAGCAUUUUGAAACUAUUUUCUCAAGCGUCUAAUGUUCAGUCCACAUGGGACAAGUCUAAAUAUGUUGCAGUUGUUGUAUUAGAUGAAGUUGGCUUGGCUGAAGACUCUCCUAGUUUACCAUUAAAAGUAUUACAUCCACUUUUAGAGGAUGGAACUGAAGGCAAUAGUUACUCUGUAGAUGAAGUUAUUGAUCAAGAGGAGCGAGUAGGUUUUAUUGGAAUAUCAAACUGGGCAUUGGAUCCAGCUAAAAUGAAUCGUGGCAUUAUGAUCAUUCGUGGCGACCCAUCACAAGAAGAGCUGGAGCAAAGUGCCUUACAAAUAUGUUCAGAGGAAGGCAUGGAUAAAACCAUUGUAGAAUCACUGAAAUUGUAUUUCAAGUCAUUUGCUGAAGCCUAUCAGAAUGUAUUGAAGGAACAGAAGAAAAUGAGAGAAUUUUUUGGGUUGCGAGACUUUUAUAGCUUAGUCAAAAUGUUGUUCUGGAUGUGCAAGGCAGCAAAACAAGUACCAAAUGAAAAGCAGAUUCAACAUGUCAUUCUAAGAAAUUUCAGUGGAUUUCCCAUUGAUGCUGAAAUAGAUAUUAUUGAGCUCUUCAAUAAAAAACUCUGUCCUAGCCCACAUCCUGAUAAAAAUGAGAGUCGAAAAAAAUGCCGUGGCUUCCUUAAAGAGGAAUUUAAAGAAACUAUGUUUAAUGUUGUGUCAGAAAAUUUAUUUCAUGAUUUCAAGAACAUGCUUGAAAAAGAGCAGGAGGAACAAAUUUUAACGUCACAAGAUGUUAUAGAUCAUCAAAAGAUUGAAUUUAGUAAUUGUUAUCAGAAAGGUGACUUUAAAUACCCUGAAAUUAACGAAAAAUUUGAAAAAAUGGUUGACGAAUAUUGCAAUAAGAGGUUUGAUAAUGAACUAUGGCCAUUUAUUAUUAAUCCUGAUAACUCAGCCAGUGGAUUAGUUGUUUCAAGUUUGUUUAAUAAAGAAAGAACAAUACAUGGGGAAAGUCGCUAUUUGCUCUUUUUAACUGAAAAUUAUUCUGCUCUUCAAACUUUGCAACAUUUUCUUAGGGAUUCUUCUUUAAAACAGGAUAAACCUCCAUAUGUACUUUUUGGUAGUAGCUUUCCAAAGGAUAAAGAUUUUACACAAGUGUAUAGAAAUAUUAACAACAUUAAAGUUUGUAUGGAAACUGGAAGAACUGUUGUUUUGUUAAAUUUAGAUCAUUUAUACGAAAGUUUGUAUGAUGCAUUAAAUCAAUAUUAUGUAUACUUUGGAAACAUGAGAUUCGUUGAUUUAGGCCUCCAGAAUCAUCGUGUGAAGUGCCAUGUUCAUGAUAAUUUCAAGUUGAUAUUAAUUGCAGAAAAGGAAAAAGUUUAUCAAGAAUUUCCAACUGCAUUAAUUAAUAGGCUUGAAAAACACUUUGUUGUUACAUCUACCAUUCUUACAGAAGAACAGUUAAGUAUAGAGCAGAAACUAAAUGAAUGGAUACAGAAGUUUUGCACAGAAGGAUUUAAUAGAAAAUUUGAACCCUCUGAUUCGUUUAUUGGCUUUCAAACUGACACACCAGCAGCUGUAGUGUUUAAAGCAUCAAGAAUGAUGGAAAAAAAUGAUUUUGAAAAGCAAUUAGAUAAAUGCAAAUUUUUGCUGUUGGAAAUUGCAACUCCUGAUGCUCUUGUUCGCCUCAAACAAAGUGAAAAUAUUGAUGAAAAUGAAUUUCAAAAAAUAGCAUCAAUAUACAUUCAUGAGCAACACCAUCAGUCAUUACAAGAAUUCUUGUUAUAUCACAUAAAUAAAUCAUCAGAUAGGCAAGGUUGCAGGAUGCAGGUAACUACCUGUAAUGAUUUGUUGUCAGAAGAGGAAGUUGGGGAUAUUCACAAAACUUUAAAGUUAGAAGGUUCUGUUGAUGUCUGUAUUUUACAAGAGUUUGACACAGAAUUCGAAUUUUCAAGGAAAAUCAGGGAAUCAUUUCAAAAUAAUACAUCUCUUUUAAUAAUUCAAUGUGAUUCUGGCCACUUAAAUAGUGAUCUCCUUGCAUGUGCUAAAUACAGAGUGGAUGAUAUAUUUACUGACAUGAAUACUGGUGCAUUUAAUUCUAGUUUUGAAGCUGAGCGGCAAACAUCUUGUCAUAUUCUUUUUACAGUUCUGAUACCAAGAGAAAAUAGUAAAUCAUCAUUUGUCAGUUUUCUUGGAGGUGAUUGGAUCUGUUCUCAUAUUGAUGACUUCAGUCCUGAAUGGAACUAUUGUCCUGUUUCAUUAGCUCUUAGUGACACUUCUCUCAGCUUGCUUUUUCAUAAUCCUAAUAAAGAUUCCCUUCAUUGUGGCACCAUUGACCAUUGCAGGUUUCUAUACAAAAACAUAACAGAAGCUAUUUCAUUUCUGUUUCCUAAUUCAAAAUUUGAAGGAAGAAGUCAUGAUCUUAACAAUAUUCUGUACAGGUUGCUGAUGAUCAGUCCCUCUGUUAGCUGCAAUGAUGAUUUAUCUGAGGUAGAAAGCUCUGCAUCAGCAUUUUACAAUGAAACUGUGAAGUGUAUUUUUGAGCAAUUGAAACGAAAUGAAGUUGUGCACAAAAAUUGGGUUACUGAAGUUGCUUUGCAACCAGCAGAGUUACAGAAAGGAGGAGCCUUUGCGAAGGUUCUUCUACGGAGUCUUGAUAAAAUUGUUAAUGAAAUCCUGGCACAAAUUAUUUCUUUUACUGACAGGAAUUACAAUUUGAAACUAAUUGACCCUAGCAAUAGUUCUGUUCCACUUUGUGUCAGGAAUUUUUGGAUUUUGGCUUUUUCUGAACUUGUUAAAAAUCAUUUAGCAUCUUCCCCUUACAAAUUCGGAAAUGAGGUAUAUGACUAUCAUAGCAAGUUUCCCUUUUCAAAAGAGAUACAGUGUGGAAUUGAUGCCAUUUUAAACUUUCAAGGCCAGAGUUCGGAUUUGUCAAGUAGUAUUCCAGAUCACCUGUUGUUGACAUAUGACUUGCUCAGUAAAAUUGAUAUUACCAGUUUUGAUGAAAUGAAAGAACGAUAUAUUUAUGACCUUAUUCAGAUUAAAUGGUGUCAUACCUACAGGAAUGAUAAAAUAAAUAAAAGGAUAUUAGAUAUUAUUUCUAAUACCAUUAUGGAAUCUUUAGCACUACAUAAUUGGUCUGGUUCAGCAAAAUUUUUUGACGUAUUGAAAAAUGUUCACCAAGUUCUUGACCAAAAAAAGAAGGAGAUCAGUAAUUUUAAAGAAAUGGUAUUUUUCUUUCCCAGAACAUUAGAUAAACUGUUAUUAAAGAAAAAAUUACCUUUGAAUGUCUUGGCAGCUAUUGCUGCCUUGGAAGUACUUCAUGACGACCAUCAAUUUUUGCGUGGAUCACCGGCAGCUGCUGUCAGCAAAUUGCACCAAUUUUAUCAAGUGUCAAGUUUAAUUGAUACAGCUUUAUAUUCUUAUGAACUAGUGGAGUCAGAAAGUGAGGGAAGUAAUGAUAAUAGAGACUUGAUUGUUACUUCAAGGUUAAAGUGGCAUGGUCUUCAAGUGUUACACUUGUUUAUGGAACAUGUUGUAAAGGAUCACAUUCAAUACUUUGAUAAAUUAUUACAGUUCACCAACAGAAUUAGAACGUCAUUUGUUUCUAAACCUUGUGAUUUUACCAAAAAAGAUACGAUUAGAACUCUUGAACAAUACUUGUCACUAAUGUACAAGCAAUUUACUUCUACUCAUAGUCAAGAAGCUGAUAAUUUUUCUCAAAAUUGCAUUAAUUUUUAUGUCGCUGUCAUAUCAGAUAUUUGUAUGAAGUAUGGCCCACCUGAGGAUGAGUUGAUUGAUAAACUGAUUGAAACUGUGUUUUCAGUUUCAUCUGAAGAUGAAACCAUUGCUCAGACACGUGAACUAACACCUUUUUUAAAGCAAGAGAAAUUUAAUGACAGUGUACCAGUAGUUCGCUCAUUUAUUUUACAAAUUUUGCUAGACCACAACUAUAAUAAUGUAAGAAAACAUAUUGAGAAAUAUAUGGCAAAAGCCCAAAAUCUUGGAACAGAAAGUGAUGGUUUCUUAAAUUCACUGAAACUUACAUAUUGUCAACUUCAUGAGAAUUCCUUGUAUGGUUCUAUCAUAUCAAUGAAAAUUAUUCAAGACAUGUUAACUAAAAAUGAAAGCACUUUGAUUGGAGUAGAUGAGACAUCAUUUAGUCUACUAAAUAUUGAAACAAUUGCUUGUACUAGAUUUUUGCUGACACAUAUAUGUGAGUUUUUGGUCACCAAGUUAGAAGAAGUAAUAGAAAAUCAAGAACUUUGCUCAUCUGUUGAAAGAAUGUGUAAACGAAGUGACAUCAAUAGUGAAACUGCUGGACCCAAAAUAUUCCUCUUGAAAGUAUUGUACAGAAGAUGUGGAGAAAUGGGUGUUCAAAGGCUUUUAUGUAAACCUUCUUUUAGCUGGAUUUUGCCUGAAAGAAUUUUUGGUCAUGAUAAAUCAGUUCAUUUAAUGGACUACUUUUCAUUAUAUGGCUCAAAGUAUUGCAGCGUAAGGCAUUUAUUGAUUGAUAUAAUGUCUAAUAAAGGAGACCUCAAGCAAUCACUUGAUUCUUUAAAAGUUGAAAUAUCAACAAAUCCUUUUUUGUUUGCAUUAGCCAUAUUUAUGGAAGUGACUUUGACAUUUUCCAAGACAAAUGGAGCAGCAAUUUCAAUAAAUAUCAUGCAAGAAUUAAGGAAAUUUGCAAGGAACCAACCAUGUCUCCAUAAUUUACAAGAACUAACAAUUGCUCUCAUUGACAAUCAAUUUUGUGCUCAAGGAGCAGUUGAACAAUUGUUUGUUCAACCUGAACGAAGCACUGAAGAUUUAAAUUUUACUGCAGUUGUAGUACACAUAGCAACAGGAAUUAUUUCAAAGAAAAAUUGUAACUUACUAUCUUUCUUUUAUGAUAUUAUAGCUGACCCUGAGAAGUUAAAAAGCAUUUAUGUUCCUGCUAUGCCUGAAGACUUUGUUGGGCAGGCAAGACGAAUAUUUCGUGGCCAGUUUUAUGUUUGUCCAAAUGGUCAUUCUUACAUGGUUACUGAGUGUGGCUCACCUGUAGUAGAAGCAUUUUGUUCAGGAUGUGAGAAGAUGGGAAUUAAAACUACUAUUGGAGGCUUAAACCAUAAAUUAAGGGAAGAUAACAAAAUAAGAGGUGAACCUAUUCAAACAGGAUAUCUUCUUGGAACUCCUAUAUCAUCACCAGCAAUUCCUGAGAGAUCACUGAGUCCAACUGCUUGUACUAUACUUAAAAUAUUGCUACAUUCUACUUUACUUUGGACUUGUUGCUCAAAAAGUCACUUGAUAAAAUCUAUUCACCAAAUCAUGACACAUGAUGAUGUUCCUCCUGACAGUUUACCAAAAUUUUUUUGGCAACAUCUUUUAAUGAAUUUUGAAAGCCUGUGUGAAGCAUUAUCCAUUGGUCUUGAUGAUGCCAUUCUUCUCAUUCAUAUAAUAAUGGUUAAAAUCACUAUGGAUACAAGAGAAUUUUCUGUCAAUAAAUUAUUGACAUCAGAAAAUAGGCAAAAAUGGGAAAAAGAUUUCAAUAGUGCUUACAUACAACCUGUUCUAAAAGAAAUGCACAAGAAUAUUACAGAUUCAAGAGAAGUGAUAAUGAAAGAUGAUCAUUCAAAUCAUCCAAAGUUAUUAGAUUUUGUUUAUGAAAGAAAUAUACAUAAUCCAAGCAUGAUUCAUCACUUGUGGAAAUAUAGACCUGCAGUUACAUUGGAGUAUCUUAGUCAGCAAAUUGAAGCUAGAGAACUUACUGAUACUUACCCAGCCUUGUCGUUUUUUCUACGAGAGGAAGUAUGCCUUAGAGCUACUAAAUUCUUGCCAGCAAUUGCUAAAUUACAGGGGUCCUUAUAUAGCAUUCAUCACUACCGAUCAAGUCGAGAAGAGUUAUUGAAACUUACUAUUAGAGACUUUUUAAAUGGCGCACAAGCUGAAGAAAAAGAGACAUUAGCGGAACUAAUACAUGAGUUAAGGCAAGCAUGGAAUCUAGUCCGAGGACGACUUCAAUCACAAAAACUACUUUCUGAUGAAUGUAUUAACACUACUUUUGUUGAUGACACUACCUUGAUUCAUCUACUGCCUCGUAGUGAUUGCUGUACAACAGCUCUUGUUAACUUUUUAGUAACAAUACAUAACCAGUUUGUCAAUAUUUGUUUAAAAUUUACUCGUGAAAUGCACUCCUUUGCAAAAACCUGGAGAUCUUAUCGAGGUGACCGAAGAGUUGAUUUAAAAAAUCUCCACAAAUCACAGCUUUUGAAUUAUGACGACAAAUUAAAAGCUAUCAUAUUACGAAAUUGUCACUAUUCCUUGACUGUUGGGAAUAGUCAAACAGAUGUUGAGUAUAAUUUUGCAGCUCUUGAAAAACAGCUUUUAAACGAAUUUGUAUAUGGAAAGCCUCUGAUAAAAAAUGACAUUUGCUUUGCAGAAUAUAGAAAAGAUGUUUAUACUGGAGAAAAAUUUGAUAAAAUAGAAAAGAAAGUUAAACCAACAAUUCCAUUGCAAGAUGAUGCCAAAAAUGAGCUGGCUUCUAAGCUAAACUCUAUUCGUCAUUUAAGGGAGGCUUUGGACCACUUAGAAAUAGUGAUGGGAUUUUUAGCUGCAGGAGGUGAAGAAAAUGGUAAUAUGCUAAUAGCUAAGUAUGCUGAGCUGCUAAACAUUAAGAGCUUUAAUACUACAAUUGGAGGCCACUGUUUGGGACAGAUUCAAUCUUUGUGGAAAGUGGUCUCACUCAAUCUAGCAAUUGAGCUCACUAUUACUAAUGAGGCACCUUUUAGUGUGUUGUCUUGUUUUUGUAAACCAAUUGAGACUGAAGAAUUAAAAGCUCUUGAUGAGAAGUUGCAGCAAGUUAAUUUGGAUGUUGUUUUGAGUGCACUAAAUGAGUUUAUUGAAGUUCAUGUGAGAAAUGCUCAGGAAAAUGAAUCUAAUUGGAAGAUUGGUGAAUGUAUAGAAGGAUAUUUUGGAGUAUUUCCUGAAAAUUUAAAACAAGAGUUUGAAGUGAUUGAAACAAUUUCAAUGGAGCAUAUCAUUGCUGUGUGGAAAAAACUUGUGACUUACCAAAGACAUCACAAAAAUAGUACAGCAUAGUGCUGUGGUGUGUUUGUUAUAGAUAGACUAAUUUAGAUCUAGUAGUAGUAAUAAUUAUUUUAAAAAUUUGAUUUGGUCCUUGAGAGAAAAA
Amphimedon queenslandica is the source of this 15009-nucleotide messenger RNA. RefSeq names its product E3 ubiquitin-protein ligase rnf213-alpha-like. Gene Ontology annotation, molecular function: ubiquitin-protein transferase activity; ATP hydrolysis activity. The transcript is spliced from 79 exons. Lineage: Eukaryota; Metazoa; Porifera; Demospongiae; Haplosclerida; Niphatidae. Bases 45 to 14918 code for a protein of 4957 amino acids. The record is from RefSeq and is a predicted model, not a curated record.